Molecule: messenger RNA, 4353 nt
Organism: Adineta steineri
Lineage: Eukaryota; Metazoa; Rotifera; Eurotatoria; Adinetida; Adinetidae
Source: the annotation of a GenBank genome assembly
AUGAAUUCGUGCACUAUAAUUGACUGGAAUGAAUUAUCCCAUAUACUCCCUCGUUUUAUUGAUAUGCAUUUACUAAGUAUCAGUUUGAUUGAUGAUCAUCAGAGAUCAAUCCCUUCAUUUAAUUUUCGUAACAUACGUACUCUUAGUCUUGGAUUACGUGAAGCAUCAUUCGACUGGAUUGUUCAACUCGUUACAACAAUAACUGAUCUUGGGAAACUAAAAUUGAAUGGUCUUGUGCGCGAGGAUGGCUUUGUUAUUAAUCAAAGAUGGGCAUAUCUGUUGGAGUCCGCACCAAAUUCAAUCCGCAUAUGCGUUAAUGUUUUUCUACAGCAAGAUACACAUUCCUAUUUCUGUGAAAAAAUCAAAGUAGCACUAGGUGCUUUUGGUUUAAACCUUACGAGCAGCGAUGAUGAUACAGAUUGUAGUACGAAUGAUGAAAAUGUAAAUCGAUGGUGGAAUUUAAGAGUUCGAACAUUAAUUGAACUUGUAAAAAAUGAUACUUUCUAUCAUAAUCGUUUUUCACAUAUUGUUGGAUCCCUGCUUGAUGCUAUCAAAACUAUUGCUCAUGAUGGUUCAUACUCCGAACUGUACGAAAUUGCUGCACUGAGUAAUGUUCUAAAGUGCAACAUUCAGAGUGUAUAUCCCAAAAUUCAAUACGGUUCACAUUUGAGCAUUAUGAAUAGUAUUUUUCAAUGUAAUCAAUAUAGCUCUACAACAAAUACAAUUUUUAUAUUUUGGUCUAAUACUAAAAGUGAAAUAUACGCACGAAGUGGCAAUGCUGGUAAUUGGACACCAAAUCAUUUUGUACCACUUUUGGCUUUACCAGGCGAUGCUAUAUCUCAAAAUACGUUUUUGUCAUCAGAUAUCACUACUUCAAAUACUACACCAACCAAAUUAACAACGAAGAACAGCGUAUUAACUCCAGUGCGUGUUCCACGUUUUACUGAUCAGGAUGAUGGAACGGAUGCACUACCAGAACCUUUAACAGGUCCUAUAGAAUUAAAUCAAGCUACAACAGCUCACAGGAUUAAACGUAAAGUUAAUCGUACAGAGAGUAAUAAAAGUAUUGAAGUUGAGAAAGUUGAAAAUGAACGAAUACUUGCUCGAGAAAGAAGCGCAGCAAGAAGAGCUGCUAUGACAUCUGAAGAAGUUGAACGUCAACGAACACUUGCUCGAGAAAGAAGCGCAGCUAGAAGAGCUGCUAUGACAUCUGAAGAAGUUGAACGUCAAAGAAUACUUGCUCGAGAAAGAAGCGCAGCUAAAAGAGCUGCUAUGACAUCUGAAGAAGUUGAACGUCAACGAACACUUGCUCGAGAAAGAAGUGCAGCUAAAAGAGCUGCUAUAACACCAGAACAAACUGAACAACAACGUACUCUUGAUCGUGAAAAAAAAGCAGCUCAGAGAGCUGCUAUGACGCCAGAACGAAUUGAACAACAACGUGCCAUUGCUCAAGAAAGAAGUGCAGCAAGAAGAGCUGCUAUGACAACCAAAGAAGUUGAAAAUGAACAGCUACGUGCUCGAGAAAGAAGUAUGGCUAGACGUGCUGUUGCAUCACCAAGCGAAUCUGAAUUACACCGUGUAUUAGCUCGCGAGCGAAGUUCAGCUAGACGAGCAAUCAUGGCACCACAAAGUGUCGAACAAGCUGAAGCGUCUAGGCAGAAGAAAAAUCGUUCUCAGAUAAAUGUGAAUCCCAAACGAACUGUGACAAAUAGAAAAACAGAUAGUGUUGGAGUAGAGUGGCCGAAACCUAUAGAGCUUGCAUGCAAGACAGCUUGUCUGAAAAAUUUCAUUCAAUGUAUGUCAAUGAAAUCUCUGGAGGAAGGUGUCUGCAGUAUAUGCAAUAUACGUUGCUACAAGCGCGAUCUUCGAUGUGUACCUUAUAAUAAAAUUCCAUCGAUUGAACUACUUAAAACACAUGAUGACCUUUACAGCAUAAUUCCUGGAUUACAACAAGCGGAUAGUUUACGUUUAGGUGAUAACAACAAUAUGAAUCGUGAUUUACAAUCGUUAACUGAUGAAUCUCAUUGGCCUAUGGAGUCUUCUAUUAAUAAAAGAUCCUUCAUUUGUGUGAACAACGCUGUUUUAUAUAGACAGGGUCUUCAUUAUAAUCUUGAUAAGAAAAAACGUUCGAUGGUUCAUUGUGAUAUUUGUCUGGAUUGCUGGUCUUCUCUGGUAAAAGAAAAGAUACCAAAGUUUUCAGUUGCGAACAAAGUAUGGAUUGGCGAUGUACCAUCAGAACUUCAAGAACUAACAAUUCCAGAACAGAGGCUCAUUGCAAUUUAUCGUCAUAAUAGUUGCAUUGUAAAGUUGCACUCCGCUUUUCAUUCAGUGUCUACAGCACAAUCGGCACUAAAAGGCAAUUGUAUAAGUUUCCCUCAGGAUAUUGUUAAUAUUGCAGCUACCUUACCACUAGAAUUGGAUGACUUAUGUGAUUCUCUAAAAAUCAUAUUUGUCGGAUCUCAUACUCCCGCUAAACAUCAACUGAAAAAAAUUUUGACUGUUCGAAAAACAAAAGUAUCGGCAGCGCUUCAAUGGCUAAAAACAAAUAAUUCAUUAUAUCGAAACGUUACAAUCAAUCAAUCCACAAUCGAUAAAUUACCAAAUGAUGAUGUGCCUGAAUGCUUGUGGACGACAAUGCAAAUUUCAACUGAAGUUGAGAUGGCUGAAAACGAAAGAGCAGGUUACACUCCCGAUGCUAUUGCUGAUACAACCGAGUUAAGCAAUAGUGAGGCAAUUCCACUAAUGACAAGUGCUGUUCUGGAUGUUAAUGGUACUAAUAUUUCUUCUGAUGAUGUAACACAACACGUGCUGGAACGAGUAAGAGUGGAAACGGACGAAGAAAUACAUGAUAGAAACUCAGAUGAAAAUGCCAAAAAAGAUCCUGUGUAUGUGAUUCCCCGCGGUAAUAAACCAACAAAUGAAUAUUACAAUCCAAAUCUCCUGAUGGGUAUUUUUCCUACACUCUUUCCAUAUGGUUGUGGUGCGCUGGAAGAUAAUUCAAGACUGGUCAAAAUCAACUUACGAGAGCAUAUAAGAUACUUGCUAUCAUUUGAAGAUCGUCGUUUCGAAGAAAACCAUUCAUUUAUAUUUGUUGUUUUUAACAUUUUGCAACGUCGUACAGCAUGCUUUCAAGCCCAACUGAUGACAACAAGACCAUACUUUCAAAAAUCCGCAGAGCUUCUUGAAUCACUUACCUCCAACGAUAUACAAUCAGCUCUUGUUAAUGUCUCGAAGGGAAUCUAUUCAAAGGUUGCUGAUGUAAGGAUAAAUACGCUAAUGAAGCAUAUUAGAGUUAUUAGCGGUCAUGUCAUGGGAUCAGCGCAUUCUCGGUCAGCUCUGCGUACAGAAAUCCAUGGUCUAUGUUUUUAUCUUGGUUUACCGAGUAUUUUUGUUACCAUCAAUCCAGCUGAUAUACACAGUCCAGUGGCCCUUUAUUUUGCAGAUGAAGACGACGUAGAAUCAAAUAUGGCAAAUACCAAUGCAACAUCAGCAGGUGAACUGGUUGAUUUUGAUGUAUUUGUAUUAUUCCUUUUUUUAUUCAAAGCAAUGGAAACUAAUGCGAGUGAAAUUGUUCCUGCUUGCCAACCAACGCCAAAUCCAUCUUCUGACGAUUUCAUACGGAUAUUUUGGAAAGAUAUUAUACGACUAGUUGAAACCUGCAAUAUGCAUAAACAUUCUGCAACAUGUUAUAAAUACUCGAAAGCAAAGUCAGAUGAUUUAAAAACUUGUCGAAUGCGUAUGCCACGCGCUCUCGUGAAAAAUUCAACUAUCGACCCUGUAUCUGGUCAGAUUGCUAUGCGUCGAUCGCAUCCAUGGAUUAAUAAUUUCAAUGAAUGGCUCAUUAGUGCUUGCAGAUCUAAUAUGGACAUUAAAUUCAUUUGGAGUGGCAAUGACGCAAAAGCUCUUGUUUAUUACAUAACUGAUUAUAUAACAAAAUCGAGUCUAGCUUUCCACGAUAUGUUUCUAUUUGCGCAGCAAGGAAUCAGGUCUAUUGAGCAGUAUCGAAUUUCAGAUCAAGUCGAAAGUGCUACUGAAAAAUCGCGUAAACUUGUAUUGCGAUGUUACAAUAUGAUUGCUUCACAUCAAGAAAUUGCAGGUGUCCAAGUAGCAUCAUAUUUAAUGAACUUUGGUGACCAUUAUACGACACAUACGUUCAAGAAUCUUUUCUUAUUCUCUAUUGAAAACUAUAUACAAACAGAAUUAAUUAAAGCUCGACUCAGCGCACAAGAUACUAAUGAAAAGAAUGAAGACGGUAACAGAUUUAAUUUUACUAACACUGAUAGAAAAAUGAUGAAUCUUUUAGAUAUGUUGAAUUGCUUUUAUGAUGAUCAUGAAGAAGAUGAAACAAAAUGA